Molecule: messenger RNA, 2960 nt
Organism: Hipposideros armiger (great roundleaf bat)
Lineage: Eukaryota; Metazoa; Chordata; Mammalia; Chiroptera; Hipposideridae
Product: contactin-5-like
Exons: 18
Coding region: 507-2810 (767 amino acids)
Biological process (GO): cell-cell adhesion; brain development; axon guidance
Cellular component (GO): plasma membrane; axon
Molecular function (GO): cell-cell adhesion mediator activity
Source: RefSeq, a predicted model, not a curated record
UCCCCAUAUAACCAACUACCGAGUGCGGGAGCGUAACUGCGAGAAGGCAGCCAGCCGCCCAAGUGCCAUUAAAGCUCGGGGCGGAGAGGACGCGUUGUUACCUGGGUCCUCUCUUCGGGGAGAAGCCGGGCCAGCUGGAGGAUUCCCUCUGAAUGAUUCAAAACUCCGCGAUUCUCUUCUGCCACAGGCGCAGAGGGACCCCAGCAACUGCUCCGUUUGAACUGUGCGGAUGGACACGAGGAUGGGAGCCAGGGACUGAGAGUCACAGAGGAAGGACGGGGGAGCCUGGCAUCUCAUUGGUGACCUUAAAGGAUUGCCAUUUAUUACCAUUCAAAAACUACUGAGCAUCAUUUUUGCAUGACUACUGAAAAAGGAUAUCUUCAGAGAAGCCAGUCCCUUUUUGAAGUUCAUAAUUGGGACUCUGUUUUCAGAAAGCAGAGCAUUCUUUAAUGAAGAAACCUUACAGCUGCUAAACACACUGAGACAGGAAAUCUUCGUGAAGAAGGAUGGCUUCCUCCUGGAAACUAAUUCUGUUUCUGUCAAUCGCUGGGUGUCUUUCAGAAUAUUCUGAAGCUCUUCCUGGUCUCCCUACUUCAUAUGCUGCUUUGCUAAGAAUUAAGAAGAGUUCAUCUUCAUCUCUCUUUGGUUCAAAAACAAGACCACGAUACAACAGCCCUUCAUUAGGAACACUGAGUGUUUCUUCACCGAACUGGCGAGGGGCAGCUCAACAUUACUAUUCCCCCAUCAAUCUUUAUCAUUCUUCAGAUGCCUUCAAACAAGAUGAAAGUGUGGACUAUGGGCCAGUGUUUGUACAAGAACCAGAUGAUAUAAUUUUCCCGACUGAUUCUGAUGAAAAGAAAGUAGCACUGAAUUGUGAAGUUCGUGGCAACCCAGUUCCCAAUUACAGAUGGCUUCGAAAUGGAACAGAAAUAGAUUUGGAAAGUGAUUAUCGCUACAGUUUGAUAGACGGGACCUUCAUUAUAAGCAAUCCAAGUGAAGCAAAGGAUUCUGGUCAUUAUCAGUGUUUAGCAGCCAACACUUUUGGAAGUAUUCUUAGUAGAGAAGCCAUACUUCAGUUUGCCUAUCUGGGAAAUUUUAGUGGCCGGACAAGAAGUGCAGUCUCUGUGAGGGAAGGCCAGGGGGUUGUUCUGAUGUGCUCUCCUCCGCCUCAUUCUCCAGAGAUCAUCUAUAGCUGGGUAUUUAAUGAGUUCCCUUCCUUUGUGGCGGAAGACAGCCGGCGGUUCAUUUCCCAGGAGACAGGCAACCUUUAUAUUUCUAAAGUCCAAACAUCAGAUGUUGGCAGCUAUAUUUGUCUGGUGAAAAACACAGUGACGAAUGCCCGAGUACUUAGUCCUCCAACACCACUCACUCUACGUAAUGAUGGUGUGAUGGGAGAAUAUGAGCCGAAAAUUGAGGUCCAUUUUCCUUUUACAGUUACAGCUGCUAAGGGAACAACUGUUAAGAUGGAGUGCUUUGCACUUGGCAACCCAGUUCCAACAAUCACAUGGAUGAAAGUUAAUGGUUAUAUUCCUGGUAAGGCACGUCUGCGGAAAUCUCAGGCAGUGCUGGAAAUACCCAACGUGCAGCUGGAUGAUGCAGGCAUAUAUGAAUGCAGAGCUGAAAACUCCCGUGGAAAAAAUUCCUUUCGUGGACAAUUACAAGUAUACACGACCUUCUGCAGUCCCGAUUCCCACGCGGGACGGCUCCACGCGGAACCGCUCACCAGCGCUGCGUCACCUGGGGUCGGCUCGGGAAGCGGCUUGGGUCGCGUCCUUUCGCCCUGCGCGGGCGUCUUCCAGGUCAGAGUCCUAGUGACCGCGCGGGCGUCUUUCAAUCAGUCCCGCCGCCACCGACCUGCGCGCGCGGCACCGCGAGGCUCCCGCGGCGGGACCCCACAGAAGCACAAGGCUCCCCCGAACCCGCCGCCCGCCGGGCUCUUGCCCGGGCCCAGCAUGCCUGCAGCGGCGCCACGCUGGCCCUUUCUCGCAGUGCAACCCGUUGGAACCGCAGCCGCCUCGCACAGUCCCUCUUUCUUGAUAAAAGCCUUUUCCUCUGUUGUUUAUUUGAAUAAUGCUACUUCAGCUCCCACUUUUGCACUGAAUCAACUGAAGAAAACAAUAAUUAUUACCAAAGGCCGAGAAGUUGUCAUAGAGUGCAAACCUCAAGGCUCUCCAAAGCCAACCAUCUCUUGGAAGAAGGGAGACAGAGCAAUUAGAGAGAAUAAAAGAAUAGCUAUUCUUCCAGACGGGAGCCUACGGAUCCUAAAUGCUUCUAAAUCAGAUGAGGGAAAGUACGUAUGCCAAGGGGAAAAUGUCUUUGGUUCUGCUGAAAUCAUAGCUUCAGUAUCUGUAAAAGAACCUACAAGAAUAGAACUUACUCCUAAAAGAACAGAAUUAACAGUGGGAGAAAGCAUCGUUCUUAAUUGCAAAGCAAUUCACGAUGCUAGUUUGGAUGUCACUUUCUACUGGACACUAAAAGGACAGCCUAUUGAUUUCGAGAAAGAAGGUGGACAUUUUGAAAACAUCAGGGCCCAAGCAUCCUCUGCAGAUUUAAUGAUCAGGAACAUCCUUCUGAUGCAUGCUGGGAGAUAUGGCUGCAGGGUACAGACCACAGCAGACAGUGUGUCAGAUGAGGCAGAACUUCUUGUUAGGGCAAGAACCCAAGUUCUAAGCAGAAGUUUUGCUAAAGGUCAGCCCCAUAACUGGUCACAUCUUCAAGGAAGACAGUGGAAAAUUGCCUGGUGUCUGAGUGACUCUUCAUUGAACAAUGCAAAAUCCAUGCAGAAUGAAGAGAGAGAGGACUGGCGUUGAUCAGAAGAAACUUUUACUAACUUUUACUGCAGAUGGGAUUUUGUCCUCCCCAACACCUGGCAAAGAAUGAUCACCUUCGAUGGAUGGACAAUAUUACUUUUAUAUUGGAAUAUAUACAACGUGUACAACUUUAACUCAUGUAAAACUACA